GAGGCGGAGCGAGGCCAAAAUGGCGGCUCUCAGGCUGGCGCGCUCGGUGCUGCCGGGGCUUUGAGGUGGUCGCCUCUGAGGGUCGGGGUUGGGAGGCGGGAGAGGGCCGGUGUCCCCGCCGCGGGGCGCGGGGCGGAGGGGUCCCCCCCUCCCCCGAGGAUGAACCCGAGGCUCCGCUGAGGCCCGGCGGCGGGGGGCUGGAGCGCGGCGUCCGCGAGGGCUGCGGCGGCGGCGGCGCCCGUCCACGCAGCGGGAUGUGCGAGAGUUACUCCCGGUCGCUGCUGAGGGUCUCGGUGGCGCAGAUCUGCCAGGCGCUGGGCUGGGACUCGGUGCAGCUCAGCGCCUGCCACCUCCUCACCGACGUGCUGCAGCGCUACCUGCAGCAGCUGGGCCGGGGCUGCCACCGGUACUCGGAGCUCUAUGGCCGAACAGACCCAAUUUUGGAUGAUGUUGGUGAAGCUUUCCAACUUAUGGGGGUCAGUCUGCAUGAACUAGAAGACUAUAUUCACAAUAUUGAACCGGUCACCUUCCCACAUCAAAUUCCUUCAUUUCCUGUUAGCAAGAACAAUGUACUUCAGUUUCCUCAGCCUGGAAGUAAAGAUGCAGAAGAAAGAAAGGAGUACAUUCCUGAUUACCUACCACCCAUUGUGUCUUCUCAAGAAGAGGAAGAAGAAGAGCAGGUGCCUACUGAUGGGGGUACAUCAGCUGAAGCCAUGCAGGUUCCCUUGGAGGAAGAUGACGAACUGGAGGAGGAGGAAAUCAUUAAUGAUGAGAACUUCUUGGGCAAGAGGCCACUGGACAGUCCUGAAGCUGAAGAAAUGCCGGCCAUGAAGCGACCACGACUGUUAAGCACUAAAGGGGACACACUAGAUGUAGUAUUAUUGGAAGCUCGAGAGCCUCUCAGCUCAAUAAAUACACAAAAGAUCCCACCAAUGCUUUCCCCAGUCCACGUGCAAGACAGUACAGACCUAGCACCUCCUUCACCAGAGCCACCAAUGUUAGCUCCAGUGGCAAAAUCCCAAAUACCAACUGCAAAACCAUUAGAAACAAAGACAUUCCCACCUAAAGCAAAGACUAAAACUACUUCUCCAGGACAGAAAAGUAAAUCCCCUAAAACCGCCCCUUCACCAGCAAUGGUCGGAAGUCCUAUUCGGUCACCAAGACCUGUUUCCAAAGAAAAAAAAUCACCUGGACGUUCUAAGAGCCCCAAAAGUCCCAAGAGCCCCAAGAUUACCACUCAUAUUCCCCAACCACCUGUCAGACCUGACACACCAAAUAGGACUCCUUCAACUCCAGUAAGUGAAAAACUUAGUAAAGAAAUCACCCAGGUAAAACAAACACCACCUCCCCCCGACACUGGGAAACUGAAUAAUGACACUCAGCCGAGAAAGGCUUUGGUAACAGAUAAAACUAUCGAUGACUCUAUAGAUGCCGUGAUUGCCCGAGCCUGUGCUGAACGUGAGCCAGAUCCUUUUGAAUUUUCUUCUGGAUCUGAAUCUGAAGGAGACAUUUUUAUGAGCCCUAAGAGAAUUUCAGGUUCAGAGUGUACCACUCCCAAAGCAUCUACUUCCUCAAACAAUUUCACUAAGGCAGGAUCCACUCCUCUGCCUCUUUCAGGUGGAACUUCUAGUUCUGAUAACUCAUGGACGAUGGAUGCCUCCAUCGAUGAGGUUGUACGCAAGGCAAAACUGGGAACACCUUCCAAUAUGCCUCCUAGCUUUCCUUACAUCUCCUCUCCUUCAGUUUCUCCUCCCACUCCUGAACCUCUCCACAAAGUGUAUGAAGACAAAACCAAGACACCCUCAUCAGUGGAAGUAAAAAAGAAGCUGAAGAAAGAGCUGAAGACUAAAUUGAAAAAGAAGGAAAAGCAGAGAGAUAAAGAGAGGGAAAAAGACAGAAGCAAAGAAAAAAGUAAAGACAAGGAUAAGGUGAAAGAGAAGGAGAAAGAGAAAGAAGCUGGCAAGGAAACAAAGUACCCAUGGAAGGAGUUCCUUAAAGAUGAAGAUUCGGAUCCCUAUAAGUUUAAAAUAAAAGAAUUUGAAGAUGUUGAUCCAAAAGUGAGAUUGAAAGAUGGAAUUGUGCGGAAGGAGAAAGAAAAGCAUAAAGACAAGAAGAAAGAUAGAGAAAAGGGCAAACGAGAUAAGGAGAAGAGAGAAAAAGAAAAAGCAAAGGAUAAAGGGAGAGAAGAUAAGACAAAGGCUCUACCGGCACCACUGGUAUUGCCCCCGAAAGAGAUGGUACUGCCCCUGUUCAGCCCUGCUGCAGUGAGGGGCCCCUCCAUGCUGCCUGCCCUGUCGCCAAUGCUCCCAGAAAAACUGUUUGAGGAGAAGGAGAAACCUAAGGAGAAAGAAAGGAAAAAAGACAAAAAGGAGAAGAAGAAAAAGAAAGAGAAAGAGAAGGAAAAGGAGAAGAAAGAAAAGGAAAGGGAGAAAGAGAAAAGAGAGAGAGAGAGGAGAGAAAAAGAAAAGGAGAAACACAAGCAUGAAAAAAUAAAAGUAGAACCAGUGGUUCCAGCCCCAAGUCCAGUCAUCCCCAGAUUGACUCUGCGAGUUGGUGCUGGCCAAGACAAGAUUGUCAUCAGCAAGGUGGUUCCAGCCCCGGAGGCUAAGCCAGCCCCUUCUCUGAAUAGACCCAAAACCCCACCACCAGCCCCAGCCACGGUUCCUGUGCACGUGAACCCCACCCCCCUGCCACUCCUCGCCCAGGCUGCAGCAUGUCCAGCUCUGGUGCCCUCCCCAUCCCCUGCCAUCUCUGGGGCAGGAAGCUCCAAGGCCCCUGUGAGAAGCGUAGUGACUGAGACAGUCAGCACUUACGUGAUCCGAGAUGAGUGGGGCAAUAAGAUCUGGUUCUGCCCUGGGUGCAACAAGCCUGAUGAUGGGAGUCCAAUGAUUGGCUGUGACGGCUGUGAUGACUGGUACCACUGGCCCUGUGUUGGACUAAUGGCUGCCCCCCCAGAAGAGAUGCAGUGGUUCUGUGCCAAGUGUUCUGCCAACAAGAAGAAAGAUAAGAAGCACAAGAAAAGAAAGCACCGAGCUCACUGACAGCUCCUGGAGGCUGGACCACGCAGGAUCAGCAAAGGCUGCCUGCUGCCUCCCUGGUGCCUCUGGACAGAGCUAGUGUGGUUCUGCCAUCCCAUUGCCCCCAGGCCUUGGAUAAGGAAUCGGUGAAGAUAGAGGACAAGAACAUGCCAUCCACUCUGCCUUCCCUUCUGAAACACUCGGAGGUUCCACAGUGGCGUGACUGAAGAAAACUCCAGAAGGGGCGUGGCCUGAGGGCUGCCCACCUCCAUUUUUCUAUUACCAGUGACAAGUAUUAAUAAAAGAGACCAUACAUCUUCCCUUUUGCUUUUCUUUAUUCUCUCCAGGGCCUUUUCUUAAGGUGUAAGAUGAGAAGAUAAUGUAUAAACUGCCUUGACUCUAAUUUAAGGAUGGUAUCAUUAGUCUGUAUACAGCUUUCAACCCCUUUCCCUCUAGAGUAAAAUAAUCAUAAUAACAUAAAAGAAAACUCCACUUGGGAUAUUGGUAAAUAUUUUUGUGAUGAGAAUAUAUGAAGCUUCCCCCCAACCCUGUUUUUAGUACUAACAUGUAAAAUGUUUGGGCUUUUGUGAAAUACCUUAUAUUUUUUAAGAAAAAGGUUUCUAUCAUGUCCUCUUUGCUUCUGUGCAAAUUAGUUUUGUUUAACCUAUUUGAUAUCUUUGUUGCAUUCUAAUUUCGCCCUUCUUUAAACUGCUGGAGUCUCUUCUCACUGCUUGUACAUUUCAUCAACUUGUAUAGAGAAAAACUUCAUACUAAAAAAAAUUCUCCUAAUGUAAAUAAUAAAUAUUUAUGAAGUAGUUAUUUUUUAAAUUUU
Molecule: messenger RNA, 3849 nt
Organism: Dipodomys ordii (Ord's kangaroo rat)
Lineage: Eukaryota; Metazoa; Chordata; Mammalia; Rodentia; Heteromyidae
Gene: Taf3
Product: TAF3 RNA polymerase II, TATA box binding protein (TBP)-associated factor, 140kDa
Exons: 7
Coding region: 255-3041 (928 amino acids)
Cellular component (GO): transcription factor TFIID complex
Molecular function (GO): protein heterodimerization activity
Source: RefSeq, a predicted model, not a curated record